GUUGACUACAAGAGUGUUCACUUGACAAUAUGCCGGAUCAUCGGAGCAUGAACCAUCUGCCAUGGUCGAGCCCGAACUCCCCCCUCUACAUCGAUAAGCGGACUUUUCUGGUUGCAUGGGGGAUGGGAAGCUGCGUGCUCCAUAGAAGGUCUCAGGUUGGGCAGUCGAAAUGUCUCGCUUGUCGAAGAGAGUGCGGCCUGCCAGUUCGUCACGUUGCCUGGUCUGCCGAGCUUUGAGUAGUGCCGAGAAGCCUGCUGAAUUCGAGAUAUUAUUCUACAAGCGAAAUGACCGAAAUUGGGGUCGCACGAUGAUGUCAAGAGGACCAUGCAGCUGGUGUAGAGUUGGCCGCAAACUACCAACUUUCUUGGGAUCCGCACAUCUCAGCCUUGGAGCUAGCGAACAAGCUUGCAGGCAGCCCAGCCCGAUCGCUUGCUACUUGCCGCCAGACAAGUGUAGCAGAUUCUUGUGCACAUCCGUGAACUGUUUUCACCACUGCAUGGCUUUGUCUGGACAGUCGGUGUGGUUGCGUGAGCCAGGCAGCGGGAAGACAAGUCUCAGCAAACAAACGUUGGGCUGAUGAAGAUCCUGUCUGGGCUGCGUGCAUGCAUGUUGCAAAGGCAACCUCUUCCCGAGACGCAACAAGACUGACAGCACCGGUCGGCGUCGACCCAACCAAGGUUUGCCGCAAGUUUUUCCAGACUUGGUGGCGGCCAUGGCGGACUGGUAUGCAAGUGAUUGAGAAACACUGGGCCACGGCGGCUCUGCAACAAAUGUGGCCGACCUACUUGGGGUGAGAUACAUUGCCAGUUUAGGAAAGCCUGAUGGUGUUGUCAUGUCAACCUUGCUCCAGAUUCGAACCGACUUCACCUUGGAAGAACGGCAUUUGCAGCUAUAGGGCAGGUCAAGGCGGACGCUAACUAACUAACACAUGGGGGGCGGAGCGCCAACGAACCGAUCUCUCUGAUACUCGCUAGUAGCGGGCGAACACCAUGGUGACGGCAAUCUGGAUGGUAUGGGCUCAUUUUCCAUUUUCAUCCGAGCCAUCUGAUGUAUAAAUACAACCUGGCAGUCCUGUUCCAUCUAUUAUUGCCUUCUCCCUAUAUCAAACCAAACCAAACCAAACAAACCACAUCUCCUCUCACAUCCUCUCUCUCUCUAAAACAAAAGCUAAACCAGCUUUUCUCUCUCCAAAUAUACCUAUCCGACUCUCCAACACACACAAAAUGCAGUUCACUCUUGGUCUCUGCCUUGCUGGCCUUGCCGUUGCCGCCCCUGCUCCCCAGCUCGGCGCUCUCACCGGUACUCUCGGCGGCGUCACCGGCGGUCUCGGCGGCGCAACUGGUGCCCUCGGUGGUGUUACUGGCGCGCUCGGUGGUGCUACCGGCGCUCUUGGAGGUGCUACUGGCGCGCUCGGCGGCGUUACCAACGGCGUGACUGGCGGCCUUGGAGGAGCUACCGGAGCUCUGGGCGGCGUGACUGGUGCUGUCGGCGGCCUCACUAACAGUGCUACUGGUGCUGUUGGCGGCGCUACCGGUGCUCUCGGCGGUGUUACUGGCACAGUUACCGGCGCUGCUGGCUCUGUUACUACUCCUGGCGCUUCUUCCGGCGAGACCACCCCUGCCUCGGACCCCGACUACAAGGCCUGCACCUCGCUGCUCUCGUCUAACCUCAACUGCUGCGCCACUGACAUCGAGGGCCUUGUCGACCUCGACUGCGCUCCCCCCAAGAAGACCCCUGGCUCGGCCAAGGAGUUUGAGCAGAUCUGCGCUUCUGUCGGCCAGCAGCCCCGUUGCUGCGCUCUCACCUUGCUCGGCCAGGGUGUACUCUGUGGCAAGGUCGUUGGCCUCUAAGCGACAACAUGGAAGCGCAAAGUGCUCACUUUUUCUACUCCUCCGUGCCUGGCCCCAGUGGGCUUGCUUAUAACUAACAUUGUCCCCGUUAUAGGAAACCCUGCGAGGACCAAAAUUUGAUUGGCGCGAGGCUUUUUGAGCAGCAAGCAUACCUCGAUGCAGGAGCAAUACUAACAGAGCAAACAAACAACACCAACAACCGGCCACUACUCGCCCGCGAGCCUUAUUCGCCAUGCUUCUACAUGUGUAUUACUUAUCUUCUUCUGCAUUUUUGCGCAUAUACCCAAACGACUUUUUCUUUCUCUCUGGACCCUUUUCCAGAGAGACGUUUUUUAACUGGAACUCGACUCGAGUGGGAGAGCUAAGCUGGCUUGCCUCUCUCUUCUUUUGCAGGGUUUUGGGGGAAUAUCUUUAAUCACCUUUUUCUUAUCUGUAUUAUUGGAUACUUUUAUAUUUUCUGGGGAGGCGAUUUCUUCUUCUGAUACUUUUUUUAUACUGUUGGCUGUGCUUUUUUUCUUAGCAGCCAGCAUUUGUUUGAAAGCAAACGUGAAAAAAUCAAUUCAAAAAUUAUU
Molecule: messenger RNA, 2422 nt
Organism: [Torrubiella] hemipterigena
Lineage: Eukaryota; Fungi; Ascomycota; Sordariomycetes; Hypocreales; Clavicipitaceae
Source: the annotation of a GenBank genome assembly